AUGAGCCAGCGACUGCCGCUCCAACUGCAGCAGGAGCGGGAAGAGAGAAGCGGCAGCGGGCCGCCGCCGCCGCCGGCAGCGCCGUCCGCCGCCCGGAGCCCGAACCCGAGCCCGGACGGGGGCGCUCUCGACGGAGGGUCUCGGGUGGCCGGCCCCGAGCAGGAGGAGGCGGAGGAGAAGGAGGGAGCGGGCGGCGGGGAAGCGAGGGAGCGCGGCGGGCUGGACUGGGAGGAGGAGCGGACCUGCGAGCAACCAGGCACGGCCGCCAACGACGCCGAGUCGGUGUGCAGCAGCAACGGCAGCUGGCGCAACGGGGGUAUCACCCCUACCUGCAGGAUCUGCUUCCAGGGCUCCGAGCAGGGUGAAUUGCUAAGUCCCUGCCGAUGUGAUGGCUCAGUACGCUACUCCCAUCAGCCAUGCCUUUUGAAAUGGAUUAGUGAAAGAGGGUCAUGGAGCUGUGAGAUUUGCUGUUACAGAUACCAUGUGGUAGCAAUAAGAAUGAAAAGACCAUGCCAGUGGGAACCUAUCACAGUGACCUUGGUUGAGAAGGUUCAAAUCAUAGCAGUGAUCCUUGGUUGCCUUUUCCUGAUAGCAAGUGUGACCUGGCUUUUAUGGUCAGCCUUCAGUCCUGCUGCAGUCUGGCAGAGAAGAGACAUUUUAUUUCAGAUCUGCUAUGGGAUGUAUGGCUUUAUGGACCUUGUUUGCAUAGGACUGAUCAUUCAUGAAGGAGCAGCAAUUUAUCGAGUGUUUAAACGCUGGAGAGCUGUUAAUCUGCACUGGACCGUGUUAAAUUACGAUAAAGCAAAAGACUUAGAAGUAAACAGCAACCAUGCUGAAAGCUCAGUCAAUCAGACCCUUUGGUCAUCUCUGAAUCAGUUCAGAACACGGAGGCCUGUUGGCUCCACCAGGUUAAUGUCUGAACCAUUUCACUGCAGCUACACUUUGUUACAUUUGCUCACCCGAUUCAGACCCCAAGAUGAGGAGUAUGAUGACAACAGUUCUGCUGAAGUGGUAAUGAGGGUAACAACAGUUUGAAAGUGUGUUCCUCAUGGUCUAAUGAACUAAUGAAUUGCAUACGUUUAUUCCUGCCUUUGUACACCAAGAUCAAACAAGUAUAUAGGAUAAAGAAAUGUAAUAUAUUUAAAAAUCCUUUUAUAAAAUGCAUGCA
This is a messenger RNA of Pristis pectinata (smalltooth sawfish), 1168 nucleotides long. Its product is annotated as E3 ubiquitin-protein ligase MARCHF11-like. Lineage: Eukaryota; Metazoa; Chordata; Chondrichthyes; Rhinopristiformes; Pristidae. Gene Ontology annotation, biological process: protein ubiquitination. Bases 1 to 1035 code for a protein of 344 amino acids. Gene Ontology annotation, molecular function: zinc ion binding; ubiquitin-protein transferase activity. The transcript has 4 exons. The record is from RefSeq and is a predicted model, not a curated record.